Messenger RNA from Fusarium pseudograminearum CS3096, 96 nucleotides. RefSeq lists its product as uncharacterized. Bases 1 to 96 code for a protein of 31 amino acids. The record is from RefSeq and is a predicted model, not a curated record. The transcript has 2 exons. NCBI's taxonomy places the organism in Eukaryota, Fungi, Ascomycota, Sordariomycetes, Hypocreales, Nectriaceae.
AUGGAUGCUUCUCGUACCAACGUACCGUCUCAGGGGACCCUGUCCCCGAUAUUCGGGUGGGUGUACAGCAAAUACGAUGCUACUGUUACAGGGUAG